AUGACUCCCUUUAAAAAAGUUGUCUGUAUUGUUAUAAUAUGCUUUUUAUCAAUACAGCUUAAAAUAGGAUGGAACAAGAGCUUAUUUAUCUGGGCAUUGACUGUACCGUUUGCUAGUCUAAUGUCGUUACUUCUACUUAACACGAUUGUAUCCUUCAUUUACCUUCAAUAUUUUGUGUCUCCGCACGGCAAACGAAAAAACGAUAGUUUCAAACCCUUACGGUUUACACAUAAAACACUCUGGCCACGGCUCGAAAAACAACGCAUGUUAGACAACACCAAACGUAAACAGGUCAUCAGUGACAACAGCGAGAUUCAAGCGUCGUUUGAUACAUUGCAACAAUUUUUACUUCGAGACUUUAUUCAAUCAUGGUUUGUCAAGAUCACUGGCCAGAUAUCCGAACAGUCUUUUCCUUUUGCAGUGGAUGUGAUUAUACGCUCUGCCACCGUGGAACUGACCAAACGAUUGCAAAAUACCGAUUUAUUAUUGGUCGUCUUGAAUAAGAUUGUACCCAAGAUCACUUCACAUAUCUCUGAAUUUCAUACAGCCGAAACAUCCUUGCGUGGUAAAUCAUUGGAGAGAUCAGUCACGCAGUCGGAUGAACUGGAUCUUUUGCUAGCUUCUCGUUUUCGACAUGGUAAAUUGCAUGGUGCAUUAACUACUGCUGCUGUAACAACAAAACCUACAGAAAUUGCUUAUCUCAGACAGAUGAUCGAACGCGUGCUACCUUACAUUAUUGAACAAAAGGAAUUACAAAGUGGUCCCGUUCGUGUGGUGAUACGUGAAAUCGUUUCCAAUUCAGUACUGCAACCUGUCAUUGAUAUGUUGGCCGAUCCUGAUUUUUGGAAUCAAACAAUAGAUGCUUAUGUUUUAACGUACAUUCAGAGUAAAUCAGGAAACCCAUUCGAUCCUUUACCUUCUCAACUUUUUUUAUUGUAUAGGAAAAUGGUGCGUCAAUUACGUGAGGUUCUAAAUCGUCAUUCAACCGCUGAUAUCGAUACAGAAGAAGUCAUGAAUGUCUUCAACAAAUCCAAGAGUGAACCCGUGAACAAGCGUAUGAAAAUGGGACCAAAGACUCAAUUUUCUUCAGCAUUUUUGGGAACGGGUGUGUCUACGGAUGAUUGGGAUGAUGAAGGAGAUCAGCAUCGUUCAUCCAAGAAGAAACCUUAUGGUUUUGGCUUGGGUAGAAAAACAUAUCAAGAUUUUUUAAAAGGGAUUGGAGAGGAAAAGAAUUUGUUGGAUUUAAAACGCGUGAGAAAUGAUAUUGUGACCCAAAUUCGGAAAAAGAAGGCACAGAUAGCGGAUCGUGAUCCUGAGGAAGUCAUGGAUGGUGAAAAGGUAGAAGAUAUUAUUGUCUAUAUCAAUCGUCUCAGUACAGCAAAGAAGAGAGUCGAUAAAAGAAUUAGUACGUUAUCAGGUGAACAGUUUGAUUUCCGAAAAUCCACUUCCCAGUUGUUCGGUGUUGGAUCAAGAAAACAGAGUACAAUACCAUCCAGUAUUGGAUAUACGCUCAGAGACAUCUUAACGAACUCAUCAGGAUUAUCCUAUUUCAUGGAAUUUAUGGAUCGAAGAGGCGAUAUGGUAAAACUUCAAUUUUGGCUAAUAGUAGAGGGCUUUCAUAGUACCGAUGUCAUCACCCCUCAGGAACAGGAAACAUUUUUACAGGAUGUCAAGAUGGUAAAUGAUAUGUACUUCACAGAUACAGCACCUCAUAGACUUCAUGUGCUAGAUCAAAUUUACACCGAUCUUUUAAGCGCAAUCGAUGCAGCACAAGAAGCUAAAGAAGGAGAAGCAUUCUCUAACAGUAUACGAGAAUUAGGGUCACGUCUUUAUCGAAUCCAACAACAUGUUUUUUGGGAGAUUGAAAAGGAACAUUAUCCUUAUUUUAAACGGUCGGAUCUUUAUUUUAAGUUUUUGGCUUCAGCUCCAUCCAUGAUCCCUGAAGAAAGAAGACCUGCUUCUAUUCAGGAAUCCAUUCAUUUUGCGCCCGUCAAGACAGAAUCACCUACUCCAAGUCUACACUCGUCAAGGCCAAGAGGUCAUCAACGAGCACUUUCGGAUUCUACCUCCAAACUCACUUCAUUUUCAAACAUAUUUCAAUGGACAAAUACAGAAGAAAUUGGUACAAGUAGCUCAGUGCCAAACUCAAUCAAGUCAAUAGAUGAAACCGAAGAUGAGGAAGAGGAGAAUGAAGAAUUACCCAAGAGAAAUAGGUUGGUUAGAAGUAACACAGUGGAUGCAGUGGAAGCAGAAUUACGAUCCAUUUUGGAUGGAAAUAAUCAUGAAGAGAUAGUAGAUAUACCCGAACCCGAACCCGAACCAGCUAGAGCACCCAAACCCACAAGCUCUUCUUCCGCUUUAUUGCUCUGUGGGGCCAAAGGCGUCAAAUCAACCACAGCUGUUCCUGUAGAGAAUGCAUUUCCUUUACCAUCCUGGACAUCGUCGGGUGGCACCAAUACUAUUUCAGAGAUUGAACAUGAUACAUUGGACACGGCAAUUCCUACUAAAAUGUCUGCUUCUCCCGAUACCUCGAGCGAAUUAGCCAAUGUGCAUUUCGCUCCACCCGGAGAUCUGAUGCUGGCACACAAAAUCGAAAAAUUGAAUGAAGAAGUCGAGAAGCUCAUUGCGCAAGAAGCGAUUGUAGAUGCAUUGAUAACAAAAGCCGAAAUGCAGCAUAAAUUUGAAGAAUUACGUAUUUUAAAAAUAAGUAAAAGUAUGUUUCGACAGGAAAUUCAACAAAUCAAUUAUCAGAAAUGUCAGUAUGAAUUACAAGAAUCCGAGAACGUUUUAACGCCUAAACGAUCUCAAUUGAAUAUUACGGAUGCGACCAUCGGAUCUGAUAAAAAUGGGGAUUUUGCUCUUUACGUGAUUGAAAUUCAGCAAUUGGGGUUUGAUGGGAAUUAUGCAUCAGGUUGGAUUGUUACACGAAGAUACAGCGAGUUCUUUGCUUUACAUCAAAAGCUGAAAGAAAUUUUUCCUAUUGUUAAACUCAUUGAAUUCCCAGGUAAAUGGCCCCUCCUGAAGCUUCAAAAACCGUUUGUGGAAACCCGUAGAAUUAGUUUGGAAAAGUAUUUACGUCGCCUAAUUGAAGACCGUGAUAUCUGUCAAAGUCAAGAAUUUAAGUCGUUCUUGUCACAACAAAAUGUUUAUGUUCCUGCACCAGAUACGGAUUGGUCAUUUGGUUUAUUUACAAGUGCACCUCCUAUGCCUACUUCCAGUUCAAGCAGCUCGUUGCAUUCAUUGACUUCACCAUCUAUUCAAAAUCUUCAGAAAUCAAUUGCUGCGGCAGGCGGUCCCAUGUCAAACGAUGAAAAACAGAACAAGGGAUUUAUGCGACAUAUUUAUAAAACAGUGGCUGCGGGUAUUGAUGAUAUUUUGAUUGGUCCCUCUAUGCUGGAUCUGAUUACACAACGCCUGGGUGAGCAAGUGAUGGAAUUUUCGCAUGAUCAGUCAGGUAGUCCUCCUGCUAGCUCUAGCAGCUCUCGUAGUAACACGAAAUUAGCGGAUUCAACGACUUUAUCAUCUGCUACGGAUUUACCAGAUUCGUUAAAAGCAGAAGGCAUUACACGAUUUACUGAACCGCUCUGUGAUUUAUUUAUUGAAAUGUUUGAACUUAAGGAUAAAACGAAUUGGUUAAGAAGACAAGCAGUUGUGAUUAUUUUACAACAAAUUUUGGAAGGCACCAUUGAAAGAAAACUGCGCGAAGUACUAAAGUACUUGGGCUCUACUUCCAUGGUGGUAUUUUACAUCAACAAAAUCACGGAUAGCUUAUGGCCGAAUGGAGGACCACUGACAUUUAAACCAGCUCGCAAAGUAGAAGAAAAAGUGCAUACAAGAGAAGAAGCCAACCGUAAACUCUCAACAUGGCUGCCGGAUUUUCCUUUAUAA
Mucor mucedo is the source of this 3888-nucleotide messenger RNA. RefSeq names its product PXA domain-containing protein. Lineage: Eukaryota; Fungi; Mucoromycota; Mucoromycetes; Mucorales; Mucoraceae. The transcript has 6 exons. The record is from RefSeq and is a predicted model, not a curated record. The coding region runs from base 1 to 3888 and encodes 1295 amino acids. Gene Ontology annotation, molecular function: phosphatidylinositol binding. Gene Ontology annotation, cellular component: intracellular membrane-bounded organelle.